This is a messenger RNA of Nematolebias whitei (Rio pearlfish), 2184 nucleotides long. RefSeq names its product diacylglycerol lipase, alpha (gene dagla). The record is from RefSeq and is a predicted model, not a curated record. Gene Ontology annotation, cellular component: dendrite membrane; postsynaptic membrane. The coding region runs from base 1 to 2184 and encodes 727 amino acids. The transcript has 11 exons. Gene Ontology annotation, biological process: lipid metabolic process. Lineage: Eukaryota; Metazoa; Chordata; Actinopteri; Cyprinodontiformes; Rivulidae.
AUGAAGUCCAGUAACAGCUGUCGCUCUUUGCUCUGCUACAAUCUGCGUUCCCACCAGGUUUACGAGACUCCGUUCUUUGUGGCGGUGGAUCAUGGAAAGAAGAAAGUUGUCAUCAGUAUCAGAGGAACUCUUUCACCAAAGGACGCUUUGACUGACCUGACCGGAGACUCUGAGCGUUUACCUGUGGAGGAGCAGCAGGGGAACUGGCUUGGUCACAAGGGAAUGGUUUACUCAGCAGAAUACAUUAAGAAGAAACUGGAGCAGGAAAUGAUCUUGUCACAAGCUUUUGGACGAGACUUGAGCAAAGGCACCAUGCACUAUGGGCUGGUGAUCGUUGGACAUUCUCUCGGUGCAGGCACCGCUGCUAUUCUGUCCUUCCUGCUCAGACCUCACUACCCUACACUUCACUGCUACUCUUAUUCUCCACCUGGUGGCCUUCUUAGUGAGGAUGCCAUGGAGUACUCCAAAGAGUUUGUGACAUCUGUGGUAUUAGGAAAAGACCUAGUACCAAGGCUCGGCCUUUCACAGCUGGAGGGUUUCCGACGGCACCUUCUGGAAGUCCUGCAGAAAAGCAACAAGCCAAAAUGGAGGAUCAUUGCAGGAGGUACCAAAUGCAUCCCCAAAUCUGAGCUUCCAGUAGAGGAUGACGAUCCUCAGUCGCAGCCGGCAGCUCCCCCCAGCAGCCGCCUGUGGCUACACCCCAGUGACCUCAGCAUCGCCUUGUCAGCCUCCACGCCCCUUUACCCUCCCGGCAGGAUCAUCCACGUGGUGCACAACCAUCCACCAGAGACGUGCUGUGGUCAGGAAGAGCCAACCUACUCGGCUCUGUGGGGAGACAACAAGGCCUUCAACGAGGUCAUCAUAUCACCCGCGAUGCUGAACGAGCACAUGCCGCACAUGGUGAUGAAGGGCCUGAACAAGGUGCUGGAGAACUACAAUAAAGGAAAAACGGCUUUGUUGUCAGCAGCCAAGAUUAUGGUGAGUCCGACAGAAGUAGACUUGAACCCAGAGAGCAUGUUCGUGGAUACGUCGACAGCCUCUCAGCAGCUGACACCUACAACCCACCACCGCAGGAACAGCAGUGUUCGACAAAAACCCUUGUUGCGUUCUUGUGCCCAGUCUGAAAUAUCUCUGGAUGGUUUCGCUGAGUGCCCUCCUCCCCCAGUGCCUACAGUAUUGCGUGGAGCACGGGAACGUCUGGCAGUGGAGCUGAGAGACCGAAAGGCACCGCUGGCCGUCAUGGAGAGCCUCUCAGACGCAGAGUCACUCUACAGCCUGGAUUCACGACGCUCCUCAGCUGCUUUAAGGGGUUCACCAAUGCUGGGUAGUCUACCAUUCCCAUUGGAUGCCCCAAUACCAGAGGAAAAUCCAUCUCUCAGCUCUCGCACUGAAUUACUAGCUGCAGACUGCCUCUGCCCGACAACACCAGAGCACAUGGGUGAGGUUGGACCCUUCUUAACCCCAUUCGAUUCCAGAUCCACCCCAGAGUACUCUAUGAGGCUGUCUCCUGCCACACCUCGCUAUAGUGGACACCAUUCCCCAGCCCUUCUGACUCGGAGUGUCUCGUCACAGCCGUUCAAACCACAGUCCAAUGCCACCCGAACAAUGCUUCUUGAUGGGGAACACAUGCCUGGUCUCUACAGCCCAGGGAGCACUCCUAAUGCUCCGCUGAGCCCACAAAUGGGUUUUAAACUACUAGAUGGGGAAAAAGAGGACCAGGAAACAAGGUUAGUUGCAGAAACCCCACUGGCAGCUUCGACUCUUCCACCCCCGCUGUCCAAUGGGAACCCCAGCCAGGCUGUGCUAGAGUUUGCCCAGUAUUUAGACUCUCUGUUCAGACUGGACGGCAGCAGUUCACCACCUCUGGACCUGUCUGAUGGAGAGUCGGAGUCAGGUCGGGGCUCUUUUGGGCAGGGAGAGUGUCUUGGAGACGGACAGCAGUUGGAUGACACGCAACUUCUGGCCAGAGCAACGAUGGAGCCUAACCUUGUACCCAAGCCUCCACGCACUUUUGCAGGGUCUGCUGACCCCUCUUCAGGCAUAUCCUUGUCACCCUCCUUUCCCCUUUCAUCAUCUGAGGAGCUCAAUGAUCUUUCCCCAGGCGAUGGCGCCCCGCCAACCAUACACUCUCUACGAACCACUUGCCACUGUCCUGAAGAGAACACGCUAUCUUCGAUGGUGUAG